Molecule: messenger RNA, 481 nt
Organism: Engraulis encrasicolus (European anchovy)
Lineage: Eukaryota; Metazoa; Chordata; Actinopteri; Clupeiformes; Engraulidae
Product: ATP-dependent DNA helicase Q1-like
Exons: 2
Coding region: 67-426 (119 amino acids)
Biological process (GO): double-strand break repair via homologous recombination
Cellular component (GO): nucleus; chromosome; cytoplasm
Molecular function (GO): ATP binding; nucleic acid binding; four-way junction helicase activity
Source: RefSeq, a predicted model, not a curated record
GCCUUGCUACCUACUGGCUUCGGUAAAAGUUUAAUUUACCAGUUAGCCCCGCUGGUCGCUAAAUCAAUGGGGAUUUGCGAGAACCCAAUUGUCGUGGUCGUCUCGCCACUAAUCGCUCUAAUGGAGGACCAGGUUCGAGAGGCGACUGCCCUGGGCAUUUCUGCUUGCCAGCUGGACCCUGACAUCGAAGCGCUAAUCAAACGAGGCAGCUUCAACAUUGUGCUAGGCAGUCCGGAGUCGUGGCUGAGUGGGAAAUGGCGCGACAUGUUGACCGACGAAGUCUACAGAAAAAAUCUCCUGGGCAUUGUCGUGGACGAAGUGCACCUCACUUACAAAUGGGGAAGAGCUUCAAAGGGUCAGACUGCCUUCAGAGAGAGUUUUUCCAGACUGGGGGAACUUCGUGCUAUUGUCAAACCAGGUAAUUAAAAUGUUUAAUGAAAUGAACAAAAUCUUAGUAUGUGGGGUUUGUGUGUGUGUGUGU